This is a messenger RNA of Neurospora hispaniola, 372 nucleotides long. RefSeq lists its product as uncharacterized. The transcript is spliced from 7 exons. NCBI's taxonomy places the organism in Eukaryota, Fungi, Ascomycota, Sordariomycetes, Sordariales, Sordariaceae. The record is from RefSeq and is a predicted model, not a curated record. Bases 1 to 372 code for a protein of 123 amino acids.
AUGAGUCCAUCCAGCAAGCCAGCCCAAUCCUUGCUCGACUCCAUUACAGUUCAUCCUCGGUUUGUUCGCGGGGCUGCUGGCCUGAACAGCAACCAGUCGGCUAUUGCCCGCUGUAAAUGGACAUACGCUCCACUUGUCCUAAGUCGGGUGAGGAACUUGGGAGUGUCCUCAUUCCGAAAGCAACAUUAUGAAUAUGGGGUAGCUGUGGGCAUCCGUCUAGGAACGAAAAUGAAGGGAGAAAUAUGCAGCAGCAGCAGCUAUAACGAAGCAUGGGGUACGCAAAAUUCUCCUAUGAGACUUGGCACACAGUGCUCAUCAGAAAACACUUCUCAAUAUUUGAGUGUUUGCGUUCGAGUACCCAACCUCUCUUAA